Messenger RNA from Penicillium chermesinum, 1350 nucleotides. RefSeq lists its product as uncharacterized. Gene Ontology annotation, biological process: lipid catabolic process. The coding region runs from base 1 to 1350 and encodes 449 amino acids. The record is from RefSeq and is a predicted model, not a curated record. Gene Ontology annotation, molecular function: triacylglycerol lipase activity. NCBI's taxonomy places the organism in Eukaryota, Fungi, Ascomycota, Eurotiomycetes, Eurotiales, Aspergillaceae. The transcript has a single exon.
AUGUGGUGUCUAGAUUAUCUUGUUCGCAACGUCCUUUGGUCUCUACUGGCCUGGACGUCUCUCACCUCUACCGCCUCAGCCCAUCUCACAUCCACAUCCGAUGCCCUGGCUGUCCACUCAUCAGUGCCUCUUCCUCCGAGUCAAGACCCUCGGUACCGAGCUCCUGUUGGCUUCGAGUCCUACCCACCAGGAGCUAUACUACGCCUGAGAAAAGCCGCUGGAAACUUAUCAACCAUCACAGGGAACUGUUCAAGUGUCUACAAUAUUCUGUAUCGCACCACGGACAGUCGCUACCGACCUUCGUGGGCAGUGACCACUCUUUUCUUACCUUCGAAACAACUAUCGUCCAACACAGCUUUGCUCUCGUAUCAACUUCCUUACAACACGAUGGAUGUCGACCAAAGCCCCAGCUACUCGCUCUACAGCAGUCAGCCUUCGGGGGCAGGGCCUUCCAACGGAGGCGCCUUUCAAAUUGCCGAUAAUUCGCUUACCGAUAUCGGGAAUGCUCUGGGACGGGGCUGGUUUGUGACCGUCCCUGAUUUCGAGGGUCCCUCGGCGGCCAAUGUUGCUGCAAUUCAAGAAGGACAUGCAACCAUUGAUUCUAUACGUGCUUCUUUACGUUCUGGCCUUGGUCUCGACAAGACGUCUCGGGUAGCGCUGUGGGGGUAUUCGGGCGGAUCCAUCGCAAGUGAAUGGGCAUUGGAAUUCCAGGAACAAUAUGCCCCGGAACUCCAAAUCCACGGUGCUGCGCUUGGCGGCCUGGUUGCCAAUAAUACUCGUUGCAUUUAUGUGGUGGACGGAACGCCUCUUGCUUAUAUCGCCGUUGGGGCGAUCAUGGGGCCUGUCAUUCAGUACCCAGAGGCCUACGAGCGUCUAGUCAGCCAACUGAAGACCUCCGGGUCCCAUAACAAAACCGGAUUUCUCGCGGCCAAGAAGAUGUCCCCUACACAGGGAUUUGCCGCUUUCUACAACCAGAGCAUUUUCGACUACUUUGUCAAUGGAAGCGCAGUGCUCUACGAUCCGCUGAUCCGACAAGCCCACUUGGAGAACCAAUUCAUGACCUACCACGGGGUGCCCCGGUCCCCUGUGUUCGUCUACAAGGCGAUAAAAGAUGAAGCGACCCCGAUUGAAGAUGCAGAUUACUAUGUCAAUCGUAAUUGCAUGCUGGGGGCCAACAUAUUAUACGAGCGAAAUUCCGUCGGUGGGCACUUAGAUGAGAUGGUGAAUGGGCUUCCCCGCGCCGUGGCCUGGCUUGAAAGUAUAUUAGACGGGACGUACUCUGAUCGGUAUAACGCGCACGGGUGCACUAUUAGGAACGUGACAGUCAGCACUGUCAAUUCUGGGACCUAA